Messenger RNA from Scomber japonicus (chub mackerel), 1153 nucleotides. RefSeq names its product class I histocompatibility antigen, F10 alpha chain-like. The record is from RefSeq and is a predicted model, not a curated record. The transcript has 6 exons. Bases 17 to 1153 code for a protein of 378 amino acids. Gene Ontology annotation, biological process: immune response. Lineage: Eukaryota; Metazoa; Chordata; Actinopteri; Scombriformes; Scombridae. Gene Ontology annotation, cellular component: external side of plasma membrane.
UGGAGUCCACUUUCUGAUGAAGAUGCGUCUCAUCUCAGUUUUCGUUCUUUUGUGGACGGGGCUGACAGUAAACAGCGAGAAACACUCCCUCAUGUACAUCUACACCGGCUUCUCCAAACCUGUUGGACUUCCAGGCAUCCAUGAGUUCACAGCUAUGGGUCUGCUGAACGGCAGGAUGAUCGACUACUAUGACAGUGAUAUCCAGAGAAAAGUUCACAAGCAGGACUGGAUGAAAGAGCGACUUCAUGCAGACUACUGGGAGAAAGGCACACAGUCCCGUCUGAUCAAGCAGCAGUGGUUCAAAGACAACAUCGACACCCUGAUAAAACGAAUGAAUCAGACCAACGAUGAUCUCCAUGUUCUUCAAUGGAUGGUCGGCUGUGUGGGUGAAACAUGGUCUCAUGGCACAAUUAAGUUUUUCCGUGGUGUGUACAUGUACAACUAUGAUGCACGAAACUUCCUGUCCUUUGAUGACGCCCGCUCGGUCUGGGUUGCUACCGCUGAUAUAGCAGUCCCAACAAAGAGAAAGUGGGAUCCUGACCAGGACCUAAAAGAAAAGACCAAAGGCUACCUGGAGAAGGAGUGUAUCGAUUGGUUGGACAAGUUCAAGGUAUAUGGGAAAAAACAGAUGGAAGCUGCCCCUCCACCAGAUGUCUACAUAUUCACUAAGAAAACCAGAAUUGAGUCAAACCUCAUGUUGAGCUGCCUGGCCACAGGUUUCUACCCAAAAGACAUCAUCCUUAACAUCAAAAGGAACGACCGCAUUCUGACUAGAGAGGACGGGUUGAUCUCCUCAGGCGUUCGACCAAAUGGAGACGAUACCUUCCAAAGAAGAGACAGUGUGGAGAUUUUAAAGGGUGACAUCGCUUCAUUCACAUGUGAAGUCAUUCACAAAGCAUCCAGACUGUUUGUUGAGAAGUCUUGGAAUCAUAAAGUUACUGAUGAAGAAAACAACAUGAGUAUUAUUGGUGGGGAGAUUGGGGGCCCGCUCUUUGUUGUGGUACUCGUGGCUGUAGUACUGGUGGUGUUGAAGAAAAGAAGGAGACUUGGAAGUGUCGCUGCCGCCGGGAAACGGCGAUGCGACCGCCGAGCAGCAGCCGGGGAAGAGGCGAGUUGUUCCGGGGAGAAGAAGCAGAAAGAUGGCUGCAGCUAA